Lachancea lanzarotensis is the source of this 1023-nucleotide messenger RNA. The record is from the annotation of a RefSeq genome assembly. Lineage: Eukaryota; Fungi; Ascomycota; Saccharomycetes; Saccharomycetales; Saccharomycetaceae.
GGCGGAACUUUAACAGACUGCAUUGGUAACCCCGGAUUUGGAGAUAACAAGGAAGAUGUGGUCAUAAAAUUGUUGUCUGUGGACACCAAAAACUAUCCAGGUGCACAACUGAAGGGAACUAUAAGACCCAAGGAAAUUUUCCAGAAAAAAACCAUUUCAAGAGGUAUUCUCUUAUACUUGUCCGAAGUUGAAAGCUUGAGAAUGGGAACCACAUUGACGAACAAUUGCGCACUUGAACGGAAUGACACGCUCCGCUUUUAUUACCACCAAGGGCUCAAGGACAGCCUCUUGAUAGGUGACCUGACGAGACACAAGAUUAUCGGUUUGAAAACCAAAGGCCUCACUCUUCUGUAUGAAGAAGUUAUUGAAGCUGACGAAAGAUUGACUCUAGGAAACGUUUCAGAGGGUCCAGAAAACGACAGGUCUCACGCUAAUCCUAAUGAGAACGUUUUCGUAGGCAAAAGUGGUGAACUCGUACGGGUUUUGAAAACAGAUCUCGGUCUAUGCCAAAGGCAAUCUUUCAAUCGGAGUUGCACUUCUUCGUUCCUACACUUAUAUCCGGAACGUGAAGAGGAAGUUACGAAAUUGUCCUCUGAGAUCGGCUUCACCCAUAUCUCUUUAUCGUCACAAAUUUCGCCCAUGAUCAAGUAUCUACCCUGAGGUAAUAGCGCCAUCGCUGACGCUUAUCUGACACCCGUAAUAAAAAAAUACCUGGAUGAUCUCCAAGCCGGUUUCAUCAAUACCCACAACACAAGUAUUCAGUUUAUGCAAUCUGAUGGUGGAUUGGUAGAGGCAAUUGGAUACUCGGUGACAUUGAGUUUCACAAACCUGGUAAAAUUUAUGUUCUUUCUGAAAGACGUGUCGUUGCUUCACAUGGGCUCAUUGGGUGACGAAGCUGAGAGAGGCCUCCAUUUAUGGAUUUGCGGAGACAUUGAAACUGUCACGAAUAUUGGCGCCAAGAUAACGAUUAAGAUUCACCCCAGUGACAGGAUUGUAAUAUGGACACCUGGCGGCGGUGGAUAG